Trichomycterus rosablanca is the source of this 3975-nucleotide messenger RNA. RefSeq names its product zinc finger and BTB domain containing 11 (gene zbtb11). Gene Ontology annotation, cellular component: nucleus. NCBI's taxonomy places the organism in Eukaryota, Metazoa, Chordata, Actinopteri, Siluriformes, Trichomycteridae. The transcript is spliced from 10 exons. Gene Ontology annotation, biological process: regulation of transcription by RNA polymerase II. The coding region runs from base 165 to 3581 and encodes 1138 amino acids. Gene Ontology annotation, molecular function: DNA-binding transcription factor activity, RNA polymerase II-specific; protein binding. The record is from RefSeq and is a predicted model, not a curated record.
UGAAGAGCAGUUCCCCCUUGAAAAAUAUUCAAUAUUUUCUAGCCAGAUCGCUUCCUAAAUCUUUUACAGAAAUCAGUUUAGGUUUGAAUGAUCCGAUUGAGAAUUUUAAUCAAAGCCGCGACUUGUUAUAUCGUGUUUAUGCGUGAUUGUUUACGUGGGGUGUUAUGUCGACAGAGGAGAGUUACCGGGCCAUCCAGCGCUAUUUAACGAAUGAAUACGAGCCGUACGCGCCGGGGAUCCCCGGUAACGAGAAGCGGAGGAUCCGCAAAGCGGCCGCCUGUUACAUCGUCCGGGAUGGAGUCCUUUAUUACCAGCGCCGGCAGAAAGGGCAGGACGCGUUUAACGAGCUGGAGGUGAUCAUGCAGACCGAACGCAGGAGGGGACUCAUCACUGAGGCGCACAUCACCUCCGAGGGACUACAUCUCAACGUUCAGCUCACCUGGGAGAACCUGUCCCAAAAAUACUGGUGGAGAGGGAUCCUGAAGCAGAUUAAGGAUUACAUUAGUGACUGCGGUUGCCACCCUAAAUCGGAUCGUGCACGAGGCAGCGCUGAAGACGGAACAGGACAGACGGCGUCGCGUCCGUUAGGUCGACGAAAAACCUCCGUCCACGUGAGUGAGGAUGAGGGUGAGGAUGAGGACGAGGAGGAAUUCAUCACUGAUGAGUUUCGUGAUCUUCCCGUCAAGCAGAAGGGAUCCAACAUCGACAAACAUGAGCUGGUCUUCGUGGACAGUAAGGGGAUAGUAAAGCAGUUCCUCCCUAAACACGGACAGACCAUGCUGGACAACCUAAACCGGCAGCGUCUCAAUAACCAGUUCUGUGACAUCACCUUGCUGAUCGAGGGCGAGGAGCAUCGGGCCCACAAGGCCGUUCUGGCUUCCUGUAGCGAGUACUUCAACGAGCUCUUCAUCGAGAAGGGCGCUGCGUCCAGUCACGAAGCCGUGGUGGACCUCUCGGGCUUUAGCAAGGCGAGUUUUCUGCCUCUGCUGGAGUUCGCCUACACGUCCCAGCUGACGUUCAACUUCUGCGUCAUGGCCGACGUGGUCAUGCUGGCGCGGCACCUCCUGAUGCCCGAAGUGCUCCAGAUUUGCGAGAGGGUGCACAAGAAAGUGGAGGAGCAGAAGCUGACGGUGUACCAGCGAGGGGACGUGCACACCGUGAUGGCCAGACAGGCGGCGGAUCCUUCCGAGUCCGGCACCUUCGUGGUGGCCAUGGAGAGCGACGGGCGGGCUGUGGUGACCCACGCCGAACAGCCCGACGGACACAUGGGGCACGCCAUCACCCUCAUCACAGAUGAAGCUGGAAGCGCCGAGUCCCUCGCUUUGCUCGCUGGGGCGACCGUGAACGGCGAGACGAUGACCGUGGUCACUCACGGCGGUCAGGCUGGCUCGGCCGAGUCUCUGGCCAUCGUCGGCCACGGUGGGCGACCCGAUCCGAGUGAGGGCAUGACCGUGGUCACACACUCUGGGCAAGCGGGCUCGAGCGAAUCCCUGGCUGUCGUUCGGGCCUGCUGGACGGUCGAGGAGCCCCAGGUGGAGGACGCCCCCGUAGCAACCAGCAUGGAACCGGACACGUUCAUCAUCAGCGUCGAUCCCGGAAAGGUAGCGUCCACUCAGAACAUCCACAUCACUGCAGAAGCUGUGCCUGCCCAGGAGGAGCCGGUAUCUCAAGCUGAAGAGCCUUCAAGCAAAGCUGCUCCACCACCGACCCCCACGCCUCAGAAAAGGAGGCCAGGGAGACCCCCAAAGGUAAAGCAAGUUCCCCCUCCUCAGACAGAACAGAAGGAAGAGAAGAUGGACGCAGCGGGAGCAGAAGAGGAAAAGAAAGAGGAGCAAGAGAGGCUCGAUCCUAAUAAACGCUUCCUGAGAAAGCGCUCGGUGCGGGAGGGAGGAUACGCCCGUCUGCACAUGGGGAUCGAAACCACCGAGGAUGAAACGGACACCGCAAAGACGCCCCAGAGACCGGGCAGACGAGGCCGUCCACCCCAGUCGCUGAAGAAAGCUUCGCCUGAUCCUUCCGAAGCGGAACCGGAGUCUGCUCCCGACGACAGGAAGACGUUCACCGAGGGGUCAGAGUCGGAUGGAACGGAGGUGACCCCGGUGGAAGAGAGCGUCGCCCCGGAAAGACCGAAAUCAGCAGUGGACGGAGAACACGCGUGCAACGAGUGCGGCAUGGUGUUCCAGAGACGCUACGCCCUCAUCAUGCACACCCUCAUACACGAGAAGUCUCGCAUCUUCAAGUGCAGCCUGUGUAAUAAAGAGUUCCACUACGCCGCCUCGCUGCACGCCCACCUGCUGCGCCACAAGCAUUCGAAGACCCAGAGGUCCUCGGAGGCGGCGGGGGACAGGGGCCGCACCAAGCGCGAGUUCGUCUGCGACAUCUGCGGCAAGACGCUGCCCAAGCUGUACUCGCUGCGGAUCCACAUGCUGCACCACACGGGCGUGAGGCCGCACCAGUGCAGGCUGUGCGGGAAGAGCUUCGCCACCAAGCACAACCUGAACAUGCACAAAGCGCAGCACGACGCGGCCCGGCGCUUCCAGUGCACCAUGUGUGAGAAGUCGUUCGGCAGCAAGAGGGCGCUGGACGAGCACACCAGCACCCAUACAGGUGAAUCUAAAUAUUUUUGCUCCAUAUGUGGACUGUCAUUCUUUCGAGCAUCCGGUCUGAGCAAGCACAUGAAAAAACACAAACCCAAACCCGAGACCCGUUCCUUCCAGUGUAGCCACUGUGAUAAGAGCUUCUACGAGGCGAAGGACCUGCAGCAGCACAUGAACAAGCACCUGGGUUUGAAGCCCUUUCAGUGCCAGGUGUGUGGAAAAUCCUACACCUGGAAGAAGGAUUGGUACUCGCACGUCAAAUCCCACACCGUCUCCGAGCCGUACCGGUGUAAUGUGUGUGGGAAGGAGUUCUUUGAGAAGGCUCUGUUCAGAAGACACGUGAAGAAGGCCACUCACGGUAAGAAGGGUCGAGUGAAGCAGAACCUGGAGAGAGAGUGUGAACACUGCGGCAGGAAGUUCACUCAGCUCCGCGAGUACCGCCGCCACGUUAAUAACCAUCAAGGCGUGAAACCAUUCGAGUGCUUGACCUGCGGCGUGGCGUGGGCCGACGCCCGCUCUCUGAAGCGCCACGUGCGCACGCACACGGGCGAGCGGCCCUACGUGUGCCCGGUGUGUCAGGAAGCCCACAUCGACGCCCGCACCCUGCGCAAGCACAUCAGCAAAUAUCACGGCGACCAGCUGCCCGGCAAGAUCAUGCUGGAGAAGGACACGCUGCAGUUCCACAACCAGGGGACGCAGGUGGAGCACGCCGUCAGCAUCCUGAGCCCCGAGCUGCCGCCCGAACUGAGGCCCCCGGAGCCGGCGUCCGUCACCGAGGAGAUCGAGACGGUGCUGAUCACCGAGGAGACGGUGGAGGCGGUGCAGGCCAUGAGCGACGGGGGCGUCGCCACGCUGUCCGACCAGAGCAUCAUGCAGGUGGUGAACUACGUCCUGGCACAGCAGGUCAAGACCGAGGACGUGGAGGCGUCCGAGAUCAUCCAGACCAUGGAGGUGGAGGUGGCCAACGUGGCCGAGGUGGAGUGACGGCCGCCUCGGACGGGAGGGUUCGUUUCUAGAUGUGUUUGAGCCCAAUAGAACCGGCACAAACGGAUUGUACGAAAGUUUAACAUUUAUUUUUGUUGUAAAAUAUAAUAACAUGUGGAACGUUUGAGGGUUCAAGUCUCUCCUGAGAUGGAGAGUGUGUGUUCUGAUGUGUGUGUGUGUGCGCUCUCAUAUUAUGUUUAUACUGUACAUAGUCAGGAUUGCAAUUAUUUACACUAUAAUGCAGCACACAAUCCAGUCAGCUCUUAAAUAAACUCUAGCGUUUUAUAUAAACAUUGAAAAUUCUAUGCAGAAUGAUGUCUUGGACAGACUGGUACAUGCUGUAUCUCCACAUCUCCUGAUUUUGAGCCAAGGUGUCGACCAAAUAAAGCUUUUU